This is a messenger RNA of Loxodonta africana (African savanna elephant), 3792 nucleotides long. RefSeq names its product outer dynein arm docking complex subunit 4 (gene ODAD4). Gene Ontology annotation, cellular component: cytoplasm. NCBI's taxonomy places the organism in Eukaryota, Metazoa, Chordata, Mammalia, Proboscidea, Elephantidae. The record is from RefSeq and is a predicted model, not a curated record. Gene Ontology annotation, molecular function: protein binding. The coding region runs from base 132 to 2204 and encodes 690 amino acids. The transcript has 12 exons.
CAUGGGGCGGGGGCCGGAAGUACCUCUACGUCUCCCGGUUGCUAAGAGACGGAGCUGCUACAAACUAGACCGAAGUUCUAGGGCUUCUUUUCCUGCUUGUAUUCGCUUCAGCGUUUCCAAAUCGGGUUACUAUGUCGGACCCAGAAAAUGAGAGCCUGCGAAGCACCUUUCCCUCGUACAUGGCGGAGGGCGAGCGGCUCUAUCUAUGCGGCGAAUUCACUAAAGCUGCCCAGAGCUUCAGCAAUGCUCUUCACCUUCAGAAUGGAGAUAAGAACUGCCUGGUUGCCCGCUCCAAGUGUUUCCUGAAGAUGGGAGAUUUAGAGAAAUCCCUGAAGGAUGCUGAGGCUUCACUCCAGGGUGAUCCAACUUUCUGCAAGGGGAUUUUACAAAAGGCUGAGACACUGUACACCAUGGGAGACUUUGAGUUUGCCUUGGUGUUCUAUCAUCGAGGCUAUAAGCUGCGACCUGACCGGGAAUUCAAAGUUGGAAUUCAGAAAGCCCAGGAAGCCAUCAACAACUCAGUGGGAAGUCCUUCUUCAAUCAAGCUGGAGAACAGAGGGGAUCUUUCUUUCUUAAGCAAGCAGGCUGAGAAUAUGAAAGCCCAGCAGAAGCCUCAUCCCAUGAGACAGUUCUUGCAUGACACCAAGAGAGAGAGCAAGCGGAAGGGCUCGCUCAAGAGUGAGAAGACUGUCCGCCAGCUCCUGGGGGAGCUCUAUGUGGACAAGGAGUAUCUGGAGAAGCUCCUACUGGACGAAGACCUGAUUAAAGGCACCAUCAAGCGCGGUCUGACCGUGGAGGACCUCAUCAUGACCGGCAUCAACUAUCUGGAUACCCGUAGUGACUUCUGGAGGCAGCAGAAGCCGAUCUACGCCAGGGAGCGGGACCGGAAACUGAUGCAAGAGAAAUGGCUACGUGACCGCAAACGCCGUCCCUCGCAGACAGGCCAUUACAUCCUCAAGAGCCUCGAGGACAUUGACAUGUUGCUGACCAGCGGCAGUGCUGAAGGGAGCCUUCAGAAGGCUGAGAAAGUGCUGAAGAGGGUACUGGAGUGGAACAAAGAAGAGGUACCCAACAAGGACGAGCUGGUUGGAAACUUGUACAGCUGCAUAGGGAAUGCCCAGGUUGAGCUGGGGCAGAUGGCGGCAGCCCUGCAGAGUCACAGAAAGGACCUAGAGAUCGCCAGGGAGUAUGACCUUCCUGAUGCCAAAUCCAGAGCCCUCGACAAUAUCGGCAGGGUUUUUGCUAGAGUUGGGAAAUUCCAGCAAGCCAUUGACACGUGGGAGGAGAAGAUCCCACUGGCAAAAACCACCCUGGAGAAGACCUGGUUGUUCCAUGAGAUCGGCCGCUGCUACCUGGAGCUGGAGCAGCCCUGGCAGGCCCAGUCCUAUGGUGAGAAGUCCCAGCAGUAUGCUGAGGAGGAAGGGGAUGUUGAGUGGCAGCUGAACGCCAGCGUCCUGGUAGCGCAGGCACAAGUGAAGCUGAAAGACUUUGAGUCAGCCGUUAGCAACUUUGAGAAGGCCCUGGAGAGAGCGAAGAUUGUCCAUAACAACGACGCGCAGCAGGCCAUCAUUAGUGCCUUGGAUGAUGCCAACAAGGGCAUCAUUGAAGAGCUGAAGAAAACUAACUACAGGGAGAACCUCAAAGAAAAGAGAGAGAAAGAAGAGACCAUGGCAUUGGAUGAUGCCACAAUGAUGGCAAAGAGACUUAAUGAAGAGAAGAAAAUGAAACGAGCGAAAGAGGAACCUGAGAAGGUGAUGAAGCAGUGGGAGAGAGAACAUAUGGAGCCAGAUGACGAGCUGUUCGAGGCAGACCUGAAGAGCUCAGCACUUGAGCUGGAAGGGAGCAGGCAGAGACUGGAAACAGAAAACACCAGCUCCUCAGGAAGAACAGAACUGGGGGCAAUGGAAGGAAGAGAUUCAGGAGAAGUCGGCAAAAGACUGCCUGGAGAAUUAGGCAGAAGAGAGUCGGGAGAAACAGGCAGGAAGCUAUCAGAAGUGGGCAGAAGACAAGCAACGGAAAUCUACAGGAGGCCCUCAGGAGAAAUAGGCCACAGGCUCUCAGAAGGGUUAAGUGGAAGCGAAUCGGAAGGAAGCAAACGGGCAGAAGCAGACAGAAGAGAGUCAGAAGACUUGCCAGUGCCAGGAGAGAUGGGCAACACAGAAAAUCCUGAAGAGAUGAAAAAAGAUGUAAAGGAAGAUGAAUAAAGCCUUGUUAACAGGCAUUAGGAUCAGGAGGCUGGAGUUCACAGCGAUGAUGGGAAUCUUAUUAAACUGGAUUUUCAAGCUGAGAUUUGUCUUUAAUAGGAAAAAAAUGGGGGACUGGGCCCUACUGGUCACCUCUGCUUCUUUCUGUCACCAUUUUCCCUUUAAAUAUAUAUAUUUUCACUCUUACAAGCCCUGAGUUUAUUUUUUUGCCCCCUCACUCCCACCCAGUCUCAGAAGAGCCUGAGCGAAUGAAUCAGUGAUGCUGGUGUGGGUACCACUUCCCAAGCUGAACUCUUGUCCCAGAACCCCGAACAAGGCCUGACCAAGAGUGUGACCAAGGUGUGCAACAUAGCCCUCUCCCCCCAGGCCCUGUACUAGGACCUCAUGGAAGAGAAAGGUGCUAAGAAAUGUUUCCAGGAGGGUGAAGAAACAGGUGAGCUCCAAAGAACCCAGGAAGCUUAACAGGAGGAGAAAGAGAAAGGCUUGGGAAUGGCCACGGGUUUGCCAACCACUGGCCAUUGGUUUAUUUUUCAGAGCCCCUGCUGUGUGCAGGACACUGUAGGAGGCUUUAUGGAGAAGUGAUAACAGGACAGGCUCAGCUAUCAUGCCAUGGAGGAGGCCGACUUGUAAAGCCUUCAAAGCAGAGUGAAAUGAAUGCUGGGACUGAUAAGGGGCCAUUUUGCCCCAGGAGCCCAGAGGAAGAAAGGUGGCUCCUUUGAAAGAAAGAAACGGGGCUGGCCCUGGGAGCUGGGACAGUAGCUGGACUUCACGGGUAUGACUCCUGGUGGCAUGACCAAGUAAAUCGAGCUCUCCAAGCUUGUUUCCACCUCUGUAAAAUGGGAUACCUGCCUCAGGGGUUGGCACGAGGGUUAAAUAAGAAGGCACACAGCAAAGGCUAGAAAAUCAAACGGAGUGUUGAGUGGGUCACAGAGGAGGUGGCAACUGAGCAGCUGACCUUAGAGAACGAGUCAGGAUUCCACCAUGCUCUGUCCUUUUCGUUCCGUCUCCACACCCACUCGAAAGCGUGGAGUUGCAGCUGACUUUAGGCUGGGGUAGAGGAGGGGACUGGAGUGAGAUGAGUAAGGUACUGCUUUGGGCCAAAAGUAAACACAAAACACCAAACCAGUUGCUGUGGAGUGAUUCUGACUUAUGGUGACCUCACGUGUCUCAGAGUAGAACUGUGCUCCACAGGGUUUUCAAUGACUAGAUCUCAGAAGUUGAUCCCAGGCCUUUCUUCCAAGUUGCCUCUGAGUGGACUGAACCAUCAACCCUUAGGUUAGGAGCCAAGCACUUAAGGGACUCAAGGUGGCGCCAAAACACUCAGUAAUCGAGACAGGUAAUAUUUCAAUGCAAAAUUGGAAAAAAAAUUACAAUUAAUGCAAAACUCCAUGCUGAAUAAAAUGCCAACGUUUUACAGACAGGUUCUGACCCUGCCCUUGCACGACCCUGCCUCACUCGUCCCAUCCUAGGCCUAGCCUUGGUCUGGCGGUGGGGCUGGUUGCUUCCCUAAAUAGAGUUAAGCAUUAACAAGCGCAAGAACAGAGGCCGAACAAGCUCCCUGGGCCGCCGCAGGUCUCGGAGAGCACAG